Zerene cesonia (dogface butterfly) is the source of this 4076-nucleotide messenger RNA. RefSeq lists its product as uncharacterized. Gene Ontology annotation, cellular component: plasma membrane. The coding region runs from base 155 to 3475 and encodes 1106 amino acids. The transcript is spliced from 7 exons. Lineage: Eukaryota; Metazoa; Arthropoda; Insecta; Lepidoptera; Pieridae. The record is from RefSeq and is a predicted model, not a curated record. Gene Ontology annotation, biological process: phosphatidylserine exposure on apoptotic cell surface; apoptotic process involved in development; engulfment of apoptotic cell.
GUUUGUAUGUGCGUCUGCGGUGCGUCUGCGCAGCUUUGAAUAAAGUUUUUAUAAAGCUAUAGAUAUGAAUUAAAUUUUGUAAGAAACAGAUUCGAAUGUUAUAAAAACUUUAAAUUAGAAAAUAUACAUAACAAUAUGAAUAAAAUUUUAUAGAAUGGCUGAUGCCUGUAAAAUAAGAAGUUCCAGAGAGGAAAAAAAUAUUAAAAAUCAAGAUGAAAAUUGUUGUGUUUUUAAUGUUAUAAGUGUAUUUAUAUCACUUGUUACUAUUCUUGCCGAUCUAGCGACAGAUAUAUUGGUGUUUGUAGAAUAUUGUAGAGAUGGGUACUUAGAUUGGGCCCUUAUAACCCUUACUUUUAUUGUAACUCCAAAUAUAUUGAUAAAUAUAUUUUCAUUAAGAUGGUUUGUUAUAGAUAAAAAAAUAAAUAUACACCAUUGGGUUACCCAUGGGUUUCUUGUAGGACUAUUGGAAAGGUACAUAUUAUUUUUAUAUGAAGUGUUUUCAUGUAAAAACUUAGAAUUAGUAAAAUCGCAAAAACUUUUGACUCAGAGAAAUGAUUUGAGUUUACUGCAUUUCUUAUAUGUGUUUACGGGGACUAUUCCUCAGAUCAUUCUUCAGACUUAUGCAAUUGUAAUGUUGAAUGAAAACUACCAAACAAGGGUAUUUUCAUUAACAGCUUCUAUAGCGUCUGUGAUAUGGGGUUGUGUUACAUACAUAUAUAGCACUACCACCUUUUCAUCUGAUAGCAUUGAUUGGACCUCUUUAUUAUUAAAACUGACAUGGCAUUUCGGAACUCUAAUAGGAAGAAUAGCUGGAAUUUUUUUGUUCAGUAUAAUUUUUGGUGUAUGGACUCUGAUACCUCUGGGGUUGCACUGGUCUGCAAUGACGUUCUGGAUAAUAACACAGAAAACAACUUUUUGCCCAAACAAAUUUGAAGAAACUCUCUACAAUGCUGUAAUGGGAUUUGUAUAUUGUUUCUGUUUUAUAAACGUGAAAGAAGGGCAUACUCGCUAUAGACUAAUGAUGUUCUAUACAUUGAUAGUCACCCAGAAUUUGGGCAGUAUGCUUUUGUACAUGCUUAUAACGGAUAUCGAGAGACAGAAGAAAGCUUGGUCAAUUGCCGCCACAAUUUGUGUGAUUUUUGGCACUUUGAUUGGCAUUGCAGCUAUGAUUGUAUAUUAUAGAUAUUUCCAUUCCAAAGGACCAAUUCCUUGGAGAUAUGUACACGAAGAUGUUGAAUUGAACAACAAAGUUGGGUGUGAUAAUACUAAAACAGAGAAUGAAAAAAGUGCGAACUUAAAUAACUUAAGAUUAUUUAAAAAUUCCAACAUUCCUCAGGUGACAAACUACGAAAAAAGAAAAGACUCCAAUGCUUCCCAAACUGGUCAACCAAAUGAAAGCGAAAACGCUGACAAAAAAUUUCUACUGGACCAUUGGAUCGCAAGAUCGGGAACACCCACAUUCACUUCAGCACCUAUUGGUAAUAUUAGCAUGGAUACCUCUAGCAUUGAAUUGUAUACAAUUGAAAACACCCCACAAACUGUAAUCAAUAGACAUGAUAGUUUAAUCAUAAAACCCAAAAAGAAAAUAUGUUCUCCUACUGAAUUGACCCUUAAACUCUCAUCUAUAGAAAAUCUGGAAAGCUCCAUUGAUGAAAUUACUUCGAAUGUCCUUAAUGUCCAAAAACGUAGAGGUAUUUGUUCUUCUGACGAAUUGAGAGAUGAUUUUAAUAAUCUAAACUUAGGUGCGUCUAAUAUUAUCAAUCAAGAAUUCUCCAAAGUAAAGACUGAUCGUAGUUCUGAAUUAAGUCACGAUACAGAUGGAUCGAAUAAGAAAACAUCAUCUGAUUCCAUUGAUAUGGAUCUAGACUUAAGUUUUAGUGAUAUUAACAGUUCUGAUAUAAACACAUUUAAUGAGAAUAUAGUACAGAAGCUGUGCUUAAGUGCUUUGAAAAAUAUAAAAGUAGGAAAUCAAGAUGCUGAUAUAGAAAAUAUUCAGAGAAUAGCAUUAGACAUUCUUAAGGAAAUGUAUACAAAAAAAGAUAGAAAGAAAAAUGGUAUGAAUUCGGGCCUCUUUCACGUUAAACGUGAUUUAGACACUCCGACCGAAAUAUUAUCCGUACAUGAUUAUGAAAAUAUUUGUGCCGUUAAUAUUGCGCGAGAAGCUUGGGGUCUCCGAUCUUGGAAUGGAUAUUGUGACAUUGAAAAUUGGCUUCACGAUGGUAGCGUAGUUAGAGAUAGGAGUCGGGAUACAUUUACAUCUGAAAGUUCAGAAAUAAGUAGUUGUUUGUCUCAAGAACUAAAGAACGCAAUAUUAUCUGCUCCUCCAUUUCCAAAAAAGCCCCAUACGUAUUCAAAUGUUUUCGUAAAAGUCGAAAGAAAUCCUGAUGAUUACGCUAAUACUGUGAUGUGCCAAACCAGUGAUGACGCUCUCUUAACAAAAUCCUACAUAUUAGAAAAUAAUAAGGAUCCAAAUCAUUUAGAACCCAUAAUAGAAGAGUUAGACGACUUAGGUGAUAUAGAUCCUUCAAAUAAAAAACAUUUGAAUUCAGAAAGUUCACUUGUAGCAACAAUAGAUGAAAUAAGAAAAGCCACAGUUACAAAUUCACCUAGGAAUUUAUAUCAUAGAAGGGAACAUACUUGGGAAUCACCUCAAUUCAAAACUUUUAAUCAAAGUGAAAAUAAUUUAAAAAAAGCUCUUUGGAAAGAACCAUCUAAAUUUGAUUCCAGUAAUACAAUGGAUGCCUUGACCGAAAAACAAAUUGCUUUAGAUUCAUCGCAUGCGGCUAAAUUAGAUACACAAUUGAAAGACAUGAAUAUAGCCAAUUGUGAUAAUUCUUAUUCCAAUAAUGUUUCUAAUUAUCCUCAAAAUUCGACAAGAAGAGAAAAAUCUUAUAAUAGUUUAAAAACCGAUCAUAAAAAGAUUGUUAAUCAAUCUAAUCGUUUACACGACAUUUCAAAUAAAGAUAUUGAUCUUCUUUGGCAAUUAGUUUCGGAAAAUACAUCAUUACCAUAUAAUUCCACGGAAAACUUUUCAUUAAGCCGCAAAACACCGUCUUUGCAAUCUCUGAUUCAAAAGGAUUCUAGUGCAAACACAUCAGCCUCAAAAUCAUCUAAUAUUAAAAAGAGUUCUAGGAAUAGACCACGGCGAAAAUUUUCCAUACUACGGGAAAAAUUUGAACCCAAGUUGAAUUCUGAUGAAGAAAUACUAUAUAACCGUUCAGAUAAUAAUUUAUCAAAGUUAUGCAAUUCAAACAACAUCAAUCAAGAUCGAAAACAGACGACAGCAGAGUAUGGUAAUGAGAAUGACGGAAUGUGUUUUCCUCCUGAGAAUUUUAGUUCUUCCGACCAAAUAAAUUCUACGUCUGUGGAUGAAUUUAGUUCAGCAACAAAACAAAUUAAAGAAAAACGAUCUAUCUUUAUGAAACAAGUAUUAAGCCCGCCAAAAUUUAACACAAAGUUAAGACAUAAAAUAUAACAGAUAUACUAAACAGACAUAGGUACAUUUAAAUAGAAUGUUUUAUUAAUUAAAUAAGGAAUGCUACUAACUACUCGUCAUUAAUGUACUUAUUGUAUUUAUUUUUUUUGUAUUUCAUAAUCAACAAUUAAUAAGUUCUCUUCAAAUUAAUGUGGUUCCUAUUUCUUAAAAUGUACACAUUUUUAGACUUUUAACGAUAAGUCAUUUCGAACACAGAUCUCAACGUAAAUUUAGUCAAUGCAAUGUUUAUAAACAUUUUAAUUAUAGGCGCCGUUACCUCGAAUGUAAGCUUAGGUACUUUUACGUACCCUUAAACAUAUUAAUCUAAUCUUUUUAUAUUUUAGAAGCUAGUUGACUUACUUGCCUUUUAAUUAUUUUUUUUUCCAAAUCCAAAAGAUUAUGAUUGACUGGUCAUUUUGUUAUUGUCCGUUGUGUCCUACCGUUUGAGUGACAUAUUAUUGUAAAAUUGUAUGAAUAUUGAUACCUAGGCAACGAAAAGAAGCAAGAGUAUUGCAUAUAUCUAGUUAGUAGGUAAUGUUAAUUGUAUAAUUUGUCUUCUUUACAUUUAAAAACUGUGAUUUAAGUGCCUUUUUAUGUAUUU